Molecule: messenger RNA, 336 nt
Organism: Bipolaris victoriae FI3
Lineage: Eukaryota; Fungi; Ascomycota; Dothideomycetes; Pleosporales; Pleosporaceae
Exons: 2
Coding region: 1-336 (111 amino acids)
Source: RefSeq, a predicted model, not a curated record
AUGUCACUACUGUUUCUGUUUGGCUGCAGCGGUGGUAUUUCGGACAGUGACGAUUCGCUGUGGGACACUGUGUGUGUGGCUGCCCAAGACAACAGUUUGGGCUUUUGGCUCAGGAUUGAGGCGCAAAGAACAAGGAACAUAUGUUGUAGACACAGUCGCCUUGUCGCCAAAAAGGUUAUCCAAAAGGUAUUGGAAUCUGCCUUGGCUAGCGCGAGUGAUGCUUUGGGAACGAGGCGUGCGCAAUGUGCCGUGACUGCCAGUUGCACGGAACGCAUUGGGUUACAUGCAAACGACAGAGAUCUGGCGAUCCGAUCGUGGACGGCGCGUGCCGUGUAG